AUGUCUUCUACACAACAGCAAGUUAUUGUCAAAGCUUAUUACAACGAUCUCGUUGAAAGUCAACCAGAAAUUCGUCGAUUUGCUAUCGAUGUAUCAACAAACCAAGAUGUUUAUCAAGCAUUGGAAACAACUAUUUCUCAAUUGAAUAGUGAUUACGUUCAAGGUCAAUUUACAUUACAAUAUGUAGACGAAGACAAUGAUCGUAUUACAUUCUCAUCGAACAAUGAAUUACGAUCAGCUUUGAAUAAUAUUUCAGCUGGUGGUGUAAUUAAAAUUUAUGUUAAACCAAAAGCUAAAAAAACGGAAGAAGCAAAAGAAAAUCCAACACUUCAUUAUGGUGUUCAAUGUGACGGUUGUGAAGGUCCUGUAGUCGGUAAUCGUUAUAAAUGUGCUGAAUGUCCCGAUUAUGAUUUAUGUCAAGCCUGUUCGGAUAAAAAAAUUCAUUCUGAACACAACAUGAUCAAAAUAACUCACCCAACUCCACGCGGCUUUGGUGGACAUCGUCGAUGUGGUGGUGGCGGUGGUCGCGGACCAUUUCAUGGUGGCCGUGGACCAUUUCAUGGUGGUCGAUGUGGUGGUGGUCCUCGUUUCUGGCGUCAUUUUAUGAACCAACAACAACAACAACAAGCAGGUGGUCCUGAAGCUGCUUUUCCAUUUCCAGCUGAUAUGGCUGCAUUUCUCAGCCAAUUUACUGGUAAAGAAUUAUCGGAAUUAGUCGAAGCUCAUUUACCUGAAGCUCUUCGUACUGAAAAAAUUAACGAAAUGCUCAAUCAAUUUAAAACUGGUGAACAAGCAGAUAAACCUCUUGAUCAACAUACUCUCUUAGAAAAUGUUGGUAAAUUCCUUCAAGAAGUUCUUUCACCAUUUGGUAUUGAUUGUGAUUAUUUUGUUGAUAAUCAAAAUCAACAAAAAAAAGAAACAGCUGAACCAACUGAAAACAAGGAAAAAACUGAAGAAGCAACAGCAAGUAGCAAUACAAGUGCUGAACCUAAACCAACUGCUCCUCCAUCCAACGGUGGUGCAACAUCAGCUCCAGCUGGUCAACCAUCAUUUGGCAACUUACUUGAACAACUUCAAACAAUGUUUAAUCCAAUGUUUCAAGUACCACCAACAUCGGCAGCAGCAGCAGCAACAACUGUUACAGCUGAAGAUAAAGAAGCUGCUGAACAAAAAAAAAUGGAUGAAUGUAUUGAACGAAUGACUGCAAUGGGUUUUGUUGAUUCAAAUGGUGUCCUUACUGAACUUAUUAAAUCGAAAAAAGGUGAUCUCAAUCAAGUUCUCGAUGCUCUCAAUCCUCGUAAUUACAAAAAUUAG
Molecule: messenger RNA, 1314 nt
Organism: Adineta steineri
Lineage: Eukaryota; Metazoa; Rotifera; Eurotatoria; Adinetida; Adinetidae
Source: the annotation of a GenBank genome assembly